Molecule: messenger RNA, 2396 nt
Organism: Astrephomene gubernaculifera
Lineage: Eukaryota; Viridiplantae; Chlorophyta; Chlorophyceae; Chlamydomonadales; Astrephomenaceae
Source: the annotation of a GenBank genome assembly
CGCUUACAAGGUAAAAGCAGCUUGCAUCUCACGGGCGUGCAUUGUUCCUACGAUUCCAUAGUAAGGUUUUCUUUCACAUUAUGCAAUUCAUUGAAGACCGUUUAACACUGCGCCCAACCUAGAGAAACACUUUGUGAAUAGAAGACGACUUAACAUGUUGCAAGCGAGCCACCGGCAAGCUGCCGGAUCAUGUUUUACGGCGCGGUCGAUGCCGCCUGCGCGGCGUUUGAUGGUGCAGCCGUGGCGUUCCUCGGCGCAGCAGCAUCGCGUGGUACAAUGCAACGCAGCGGAAAUGCUCAUUGGCGUAGGAAGCUCAGUACCAGAGACCUUCCUUACAAACCACGACUUGGAGAAGCUCGUUGACACAAAUGAUGAAUGGAUUGUGACUCGCACCGGCAUCAGGAAGCGCCAUGUACUCGGCAAGGGCGAAACGCUGUCGCAGCAUGGUAUAACAUCCGCUAAGCGCGCUCUGGAGAUGGCUGGGAUAUCUGCACAAGAGCUGGACCUUGUGUUGUUCUGCACGUCAUCCCCAGACGACCUUUUUGGCUGCGCAUGCCAGGUCCAGGCGGGUAUCGGCGCCUCCCGCGCCGUCGCCUUCGACCUGACUGCUGCCUGCAGCGGCUUCGUGGUGGGGCUGGUGACGGCGGCGCAGUACAUCCGCGCCGGCACCUACCGCAACGUGCUGGUGCUGGGAGGGGAUGCGCUGUCGCGCUUCAUCGACUGGCGGGACAGAGGCACCUGCAUCCUGUUCGGCGACGGGUGCGGUGCAGUGGUGGUCAGCGCCAACCCCGACCCCGCCGCCCCCGGGGCGCUGCUGGGCCACGACAUGGGCAGCGACGGAGCGGGGCGCAAGCACCUGUACUGCGAUUUCACGGGUGCGGAUUUGAAGCCCCUGUCCGAGGGCGCAGCGCCCUCCUCCCACGCUUCGUACGGCAACCUGCAUAUGGCGGGGCAGGAGGUCUUCAAGUUCGCAGUACGAACAGUGCCCACGGUGAUUGACAACGCUCUCGCACGGGCCAACAUGCAGAAGGAGGAGGUGGACUGGCUGGUCAUGCACCAGGCCAAUCAGCGCAUCCUGGACGCAGCGGCGCAGCGGCUGGGUCUGCCCUCGGAGCGGGUGGUAUCCAACCUGGCGCAGUACGGCAACACCUCGGCCGCCUCCAUCCCGCUGGCCCUGGAUGAGGCGGUGCGCGAGGGGCGCAUACGGGCGGGGGACAAGCUCGCUAUGGCUGGUUUCGGCGCGGGGCUCACGUGGGCGGGAGCCAUCGUGCGGUGGGGCUGAGGGUGGGCGGAGCGGGAGAGGGGAGGAGCAAGGAGCGGAGAGGGACAACGAAAGAAGGGAUGAGGAGCACGAGGGGCAAGGAGCGAGGGGUAUUCAACCCUAUGAGCUGCAGAGCUGCGUGCAGCUGGGAGGCGGGGAUCAAGAGCACGAGCCAUAGGAGGCGGUGCUUGCAAGAGAAGGCAUCCGCAAUACCGGGGGCCAGACUCUGGGGAUAGAGCAGGGUAGGCGGGUUAGGCCGGGCGUCACCCCAACCAAGUGCUAGUAAGAUAGGUUGCGAAGGAGUGGGUGCUGUGAUGUGCAUGUCUGUGAGCACGGAGCUAGUGGGUAACAGGUGGUGUGCACCGAAGGGUGAAGGAGGAAACGCCGCCAUCGUUUCAACCGUAGCGGUGUUGCUUAGGUGAAAAGCAUCUGGGUCGGCAUAUGGGUGCUUUCCGGGGUGUGUUAGGGUAGGAUCAAGGAUAGGGGUAAGGUUAGAAUGGAGCACGGGGUUGUGUCAGUGCUUCUAGUAUUGGAUGCGAUGUCAUGAUCGAGGGCAGGUCAGCAAGCGGCUACCUGGCGCAACUAGGAGAGAGGUAUGCUAGCGACAGUGGGAGGGGUGCGGUGGUAGCUUCCCCCGGUUGUUGUCGUGACUGAUAUGGGUUAUGCUUCGAACUGCGUUUCAAGUUCGGUUGAUGGCGGCUACUGAACAGUUAUGAAUGUACUGCCUGCGCUUAAAGAUAGUGCUUGGUGUCAUCGCAUGGGAUGGCCCCCUUCCCUCACAGUGCUCAAGGCGUUCUGCUAUAUAACAUUUGUAUUCGCCCAAUGCCUCGGAGCUCAGGCGUUCCGGCCGUAUAGAUGAUUCGAAGGUUGCCAUACGGCAGUGGGUCGGAAUCCACUUAUUUGGUGUGUGUUAAGGAAACUGGCACUGUGUCCGUGCCUGUUCCAUCUUGGUUGACUAGGUGCGGCAGCUGGAAGGUUGGCGGGGAUGCGGGAAUUAGACGGGUUCCACCACGGUCUCAGAGCCCAGCCAUGUUGCUGUGUAUAUCAGGCAGACCCUUGGCUCAGCCGACCUAUGAAAAAAUGAGGGCCUGCCUGCCAUCGCCUGCGAGUGUAAGAGGCAUGCAAAUGCAUGGAC